CUCUGCAAAGUCCCCAUGUCCCAAAUGACACGACUGGGUCCUUUCCAACUCUCAGGGAAAAGGAGCCGUCUGAGCAGGCGGUUUCCUGUCGACCUUGAGCCUCCUCGCAAGUCCCGGUGUGGCUCCGGGCGGGUGGCUGUGCCCGGUCCCCGCCUCGGAGGGAGGCAGGCGCACGGAUCCGGACUGCACGUCGGGACUGGCCCCGCCGCGCUUGUGGUGGGAGAGCCAGACCUGAGAGGGGCUGGCCUCUGGCAGAUGAUUGACACCAAACUGGCUGAAUUUACAUCACCUGUAGAGAGAAAUAAGGAAAGUGGACUGAAAAUGCCAAACCUAUGCAAAUUUUGUGAUAUUAAAGUAACAACCUGCUCAAACCAACAUCAGUGCAAGAGCAACUGCAACAUCACUUCUAUCUGCGAGAAGAGUAGUGAAGUCUGUGUUGCCAUAUGGAGACAGAAUGAUGAAAAUAUGACAUUAGAAACAAUAUGCCAUGAUCCCCAGAAAACACUGUAUGGUCACAUUUUGGAUGACUAUAAAUCGGAGCAGUGUUUGAUGAGAGAAAAGAAGGAUGAUGGGGGAUUGAUGUUCAUGUGUUCCUGCACAGGUGAAGAAUGCAAUGAUAUGCUCAUUUUUACAUCAGAUGACCCUCAUAAGCCAGAGGAGAAAGAUGAAAUUUCCAAAGUCACAAUCAUAAGUCUUGUCCCAUUACUGGUGAUUUCUGUUGCUGUGAUUGUUAUCUUUUAUGCCUACCGCACUCACAAGAAGAGGAAACUCAACAAGGCAUGGGAGAAGAAUGUUAAGCCCAAGAAGCAUAAGGACUGCAGUGAUGUCUGUGCCAUUAUGUUAGACGAUGACCGCUCAGACAUCAGCUCCACCUGUGCCAACAACAUCAACCACAACACAGAGCUGCUGCCCAUUGAGUUGGACAUAGUUGUUGGCAAAGGAAGAUUUGCUGAAGUGUAUAAAGCCAAAUUGAAGCAAAACACGUCAGAACAGUAUGAAACUGUGGCAGUCAAGAUUUUCCCCUAUGAAGAAUAUGCUUCCUGGAAAACUGAGAAAGACAUUUUUUCAGAUGUAAACCUCAAGCACGAGAACAUCCUCCAGUUCUUGACAGCAGAGGAGCGUAAGACAGAUCUUGGUAAACAGUAUUGGUUGAUCACUGCCUUCCACGCUAAAGGAAACUUGCAGGAAUAUCUCACACGGCACAUUAUCAGCUGGGAGGACCUCUGGAAACUGGGUGGGUCCUUGGCCCGAGGGAUUGCCCAUCUGCACAGUGAUCACACACCCUGUGGUCGUCCCAAAACACCUAUUGUACACAGAGACCUAAAGAGUUCCAACAUCCUGGUGAAAAAUGAUUUAACCUGCUGUCUCUGUGACUUUGGGUUAUCCCUGAGGCUGGACCCUUCCCUGUCUGUGGAUGACUUGGCUAACAGUGGGCAGGUUGGCACAGCAAGAUAUAUGGCCCCUGAGGUUUUGGAGUCCAGGAUGAACUUGGAGAACAUGGAGUCCUUCAAACAAACAGAUGUGUACUCCAUGGCUUUGGUCCUCUGGGAAAUGACAUCUCGCUGUAACGCUGUCGGAGAAGUGAAAGAGUACGAGCCCCCAUUUGGCUCCAAAGUGCGAGAACACCCUUGUGUGGAAAGCAUGAAGGACAAUGUCCUAAGAGACAGAGGGCGACCCGAGAUCCCCAGCUCCUGGCUUAACCAUCAGGGCAUCCAGAUGGUGUGUGAAACCCUUAUCGAGUGCUGGGACCACGACCCCGAGGCCCGGCUGACGGCGCAGUGCGUGGCCGAGCGCUUCAGCGAGCUCAAGCACCACGACAGGCUCUCAGGAAGGAGCUGCUCGGAGGAGAAGAUUCCCGAGGACGGUUCCGUGACCACUGCGAAGUAGCGUGUGCCCGAGAGCUCCGGAACAGAGGGAAGUCACUCCUAGACGUGUUCACCUUGGCAAAGGAAGAAGUCUUGAUCAGUGCCUUGACUUGCUUCCUGGAGGACUGAGGCUGUCACUACUCCCUUUAGGUUCCAGCUCUGGACAGGGAGAUGUAUCCGGGGAAAUAAAAGCUGGGGGAGUAGCCGUCAUACCCUAGCACUGGAAGCCAGCACCAUGUCGUAGGAGGAGCUAUGUAUGGUAGCACUUCCUCAGGAAAUGAGAUUUGAAAAUAGCCAAUAACAUUAUGCACUUUAUUAAUGCCUGUAUAUAACUAUGAAAUUGCUAUUUUUAUAUAUAUAUAUAUAUAUAUAUACAUAUAUAGCUAUAAAAUGUGUGUGUAUGUAUAUAUAUAUAUCUAUCUAUAUAUCUAUAAACAGCUAUGUCCUGGGGGGAAAAAAGUUGUUAAAAAAAAGUGCUUCCAGGAAAUGACCAGUGCGUUAGAAAUCCCACUCCUUAGGGAAGGAGCCUGGGGAGACUGGUAUAGCACCACACCAGCAAUUGUGCACUAAGCAUUCUGCCAAAAAAUAGAAAUAAAAUGCAAUAAGAAGAUGACUUUCAAAGCACAUGCUGUGACCACCUGGCUGUGGUCCUGCUGUUCAUAGUUGCAGGAGCAGGCUCACAGCAGACAGGCCAAUUUGACUUUGCAGUUGUACUUACAUGGUCCUGUCUGCAGCACAUUGUGGAAGGUUCAGGAAUGUCUUUUCCCUCUCAUCUUAACUCAAGUCCUCAAAGUGUCCCAGAGCAGGCAUGUGAGGAGUUUUGGUCCUUCUCACAUGUGUGUUUUGUUAUAGAGUUCAUUAAUGUUGUAUGUUUAUUGCUUUGAAUUCGUGCUGCUUGUAAGCAGGUUGCAAAAUACCAGCAGGAUGAGUUUUCCCUUCCUCCCAUUCCCACCCCCAAACCAUACAGAACAGGACAGGGCCAGCAACAAUCCAAGCAGAUGUUUUAUAUUUGCUGUGCAUUCUGAGUGCAGGCAAUACUAUUUUUUUUUCCCUUUCUUUUACCUUGAUUGUGUUGCUGUAAGAACAAACUUUUUUUUUCCCCUGUAUGUGUGUCUGAUUGCUGGACAAACCACAGUCUGACUCUGUUCUGUGCUUUCCAAAGUAAGAGACAACAGCUGGUGCCUUUAUUUUUGCAAAAAGACCUUGGAGGUGACAGAAAGCUUCAUAGCAAUAGGUUAAUGGCAUAUCCUGCCCUCAGCAUUGCCUGCAUUUAGGGCUGCCUCAGCAAGUCAGCAAUUCACAGAAUAAAAAAAAAAAAAACAAAAACAAAGAGUUUUUCAACAGGAUCCCUCAUUGCUUACAUUCUUUCAGUUCCCCAAAAUGCUUAAGACAGUUGACAUCACAUUGGGCCUGUAUACAUGACAGCAAUGUGUUUAAUAAGUGCUAAAAAUUUUGUCUUCAGGUGUUUUACAGUGAUUUAUCCACUUCUCUCUUCCUCAUAGCAUGUCAGCAGGCCUUGCAAGUUAGAAAUUCAACCAGCAGAAACCAAUCCUGGACAGAUAUAUCUGGUGUGAUUUAUUAAACACCUUUGACAGAUAAAUAUCAAUAUUCCUCUCAAAGAUGUUGCCAUGCAAGUCAAUAGGAAUCAUGCUUAUUCAAAUAGGAGUUAAGAUUUAUGAUGAUUUAUGAUGGCAAAUACUUUAUUUGAGAUGGGUUUGUAAGUGCUUUUUUUUUUUUUUUUUUUUUUUUCCAUUUUAACCAAACUGCUCAGAAAUAUUUAAACAGAGUGGGGCAAAAUCUCCACAACUUCAGUGGAGGUCAGAGGAUACUAUGGCAAUUUUGUAGGGAUGCAAUGUUGUAAACUCGUAGGGCCAUAGGCAGAGGUAGGAGAUGUGGGUGGGGAGUGCAUCCAGGCAGGUGGAAGGUCACGGCCCAUUUCUCUUCCUCCAUCCACACAGAAGGUCAGGGAAUGGUGAUGAAUAGUUCCUGACAGUACUGACGUUUUUAUGGGGUUUUUUAACACUACAUGUAAAGGAAAAUUUUUAUUCUUUUAAGGAAUACUUCACCUGUACAUCAUGUAUGAAAUAGGAAUGUGAGCAAUAUAUACUCUUGUAUAUCAAAAGUUUCAAACACUUAACUUGCUUUGUAAACUGUUUUGAGGGGGUUUUUGUCUUGUUUUGUAUAAAUCAAAUGUUUAUUGGAGCAAAUAAAAUGACACCAACUCAA
Molecule: messenger RNA, 4091 nt
Organism: Corvus hawaiiensis (hawaiian crow)
Lineage: Eukaryota; Metazoa; Chordata; Aves; Passeriformes; Corvidae
Gene: TGFBR2
Product: transforming growth factor beta receptor 2
Exons: 7
Coding region: 16-1887 (623 amino acids)
Biological process (GO): protein phosphorylation; heart development; transforming growth factor beta receptor signaling pathway
Cellular component (GO): signaling receptor complex; plasma membrane
Molecular function (GO): transforming growth factor beta binding; SMAD binding; metal ion binding
Source: RefSeq, a predicted model, not a curated record